GAAUAUUCAUGCGAAAAAUGCCCCAGAAGAUACAAAUGGAGGGACUCGUUGAGACGCCAUCUAAGGGUAGAAUGUCAGAAGUCUGCUACUUUUUCUUGUCCGACGUGUGCAAGAUAUUUUAAGCACAAACACGACUUCCUUAGACAUUACCAAAAGUGCCAGACAUAUCUUCAAGCAUAGUCAAAAGUGUAAAAGCCGAUAAAGUGCAUAAUACAAUUUUUAUUUUGAACUUUUUUUCUUAAUCCCACGGCGUCGACUGCAAUGGUCAUUCAAUUUUUAUUCAGGACAUCUACUUUUCACCACAGGGGUAAAUCAUCAUAUCUAAAAGAAGCCAUAAAGCUGAAUUCGAAUGCCCACAGUGCCCAAGAAAGUACAAAUGGAAACAUUCACUGAAGAGACACCUCAGAGUCGAGUGUCAAAAACCUGCUCAGUUCCUAUGUGAAAAGUGUUACAGGAUGUUCAAACAUAAGCAUCAUCUGAAAGAGCAUACAAAACUAUGCAAACCUACUUAAUUAGUUGCUUCUUUGAAUAUCCGAGUGAAAAUGUGAAUCUUUUGGAAAGGGGAUAUACUUGUUUGUUUGUUAUGUACCAAUGCCAGCAGUGUUUCAAGAAAUACAUGAGAGCAGAUUCAUUGAGAAGACACAUUAGGAUAGACUUUGCACCACUGCCAAAACUGUGGAAAAUCCUACAAGUGGCAUGCUUCUCUUAUCAGGCACUUGAAGUAUGAGUGCAACAAAGAAGGAAUAUGGCCAUGCAAGAUUUGCGAUAGGACCUUCAAGCAUAAGUUCAAUUUGGUGACGCAUUUGAGGACACAUUCCAAAUUAGAUUUGUGGAACCUGAAGUGAUUUUUUCAAUGACUGUUUAUAUAAAGUUAUAUUUAUUUGAAAAAAUGGCGUCAAGUGCUUGACUGCACUUCCUAUGCAACGCUGUAGUAACACCUUCAGAAAAAAGUUAGCUGCGAUGAUGUGUAACAAAAAAUUAAUUGGUUCAAGUUAGUCAAGCACUCUUAAAAUUCGCAUAUUUAGAAUGCUUUUCUGUACAAUUUUGGGACUCGUUAAGUUCUGGAGGCAGGUAUGCUUUCGCAAAAAGUUAUCUCUUGCCGAUGAAAGGCUUCCCCCUCCCACUAAGAAAAAUUUCUACUCGCGCACAUGAUCGAAACUAUGUGUACACAUGAUAUAUAGACACUGAAGAUAGGAUGUUACGCAUGUGGGCGGAGCUUCGUGACGUCACGUGGAGAGUUGUCGGCUCGUGGUUACCAGCAGCAGGAUUGUCGUAACGUUACUGCAGUGUACACUAUACAGUGCGAUUUGUUGGUGAUGUUGUUAUACCGCCAGCUUACUGCAAAAAGAAGAUAACUCCAUUUUUCUACUUUUCGAGUUGCAUACAGUUUCACACUUACAUGUACUUAGGAUGUUCUGUGAAAUAACGAUAAAUAAAGUGCAGUAUUAACAUCAUGAGCAUGUUAAUCCUGCUCCACAGAACAUACUAAAAUAUAGGUAAUUUAGAAAAAUGAAGUUAUCUUGUUUUUACAGUAAAGUGACGAGACGCUCUAUUGUGGCGCUAGAAAGCCGUUUAAACUAUAGCCUGUGAAAUAGGAAGUCUUUUAUUUAAAUCCACUAUUUUGUUCUGCAUAAAAUUUUAUUGUACAGGGUGGCCCAUAAGUCCUUUGAGCUGGAAAAAAAGGAAUAAAACCAAACUAGUUACAUUAUGAAGAAUUAUUAUAUUUUGUUAUCAUCUUUAUUGAAUGGGAAUUAUGUUUUAAAAAUCACAUCGUCUAAAUGCAAUCCAUUACGAUCAUGGCACUCAUAUAAACGACGUCUAAAAUUGUCGAUGACUGCGCGGCAAGUCAACACUGUAAUGCUUGCCAUUUCUCUUCGGAUAUUUUCUUUCAUGACAUCAACUGAUCUCGGAGUGGUGUCGUACACUUUACUCUUGAGGUAGCCCCAUAAAAAGAAGUCCAUUGGGGUCAAAUCUGGACUACGUGGUGGCCAGGAAAUGUCUCCUCUUCGAGAAAUUACUUUGCUGGGAAAAAGUUGACAGACGACGGGCAUAGAAGUGUUGGAGGUGUGGGCAGUUGCUCCGUCCUGUUGAAACCAGGUCUGCGUAUUAUAGCCUGGAAAAUUCUGCAACGCUGGUGUCAAAAACUCUUCUAUCAUUGCUACAUACCGCUCCGAAGUAACAAUUAAUGCGCGACCUCUGUCGUCCUUAAAAAAAUAAGGGCCAUAGCAGCCCAAACUGUAACUUUAGGGCUGUGUAAGGGCUUCUGAUGCUUACGCCUUGGAUUUUCGGUGCUCCAAUAACGGCAAUUUUGUUUAUUUACAUGCCCGUUUAAAUGGAAGUGAGCCUCGUCCGAGAACAACACAUUAUUGAGCGAAGAAAAUCGAUUCAACAUUUCAUUCGCAAAGUUUAGUCUCUGAAUAGCAUCAUUAUCUUUUAAUUCCUGCACUAACUGAAUUUUGUAAGCGUGCAGACGUGAAUCUUUCCUUAAAAUCCGCUGUAAAGAUGUUCUGGGUACGUUUAGUGCACUGGAACGCUUACGAGUAGACUGGGUAGGAUUUUGACGAACAGACUGUGCCACAAUGUUGAUGUUUUCUUCAAUACGAGUUGUCCUUGGUCGGCCCCACCGCUGUUUAUCUAACGUCGAACUAGUCUCUUCGAACUUAGCAACCCAGUUCUUAAUCGUUUGAGCUGUUGGACACUUUGUAAAAUUGUGUAAAUUGUGGUAUUCUCGAUAUUUACGCCGCGCAAUGGUUGCCGAAUCAUUAUUUUGAUAAAACGCGCGCACACAAAAAGCACGAUCCGCUCCAGUGAAACAAUCCAUGGCGACUGAAUUCCCAGACGCUGAAGAUACUGCCCCCACCUCGCCCGCGCCGCUCACGCUCACCCGUUAAAUUUUAUUCAAAUUUGAAAUUUCAAAGGACUUAUGGACCACCCUGUAGUAUGUCACUCACACCGCUAAAUAAUAAUAAUAAUUGUAAUAAUAAUUUAUUGUUGCUGUUUCAUAGAAAUGUCAGCUAAAGUAUAUAAAACAUCGAGGAGUAAGUGAAAAUAACAAACAAUACGUAAAUGAGACAAACAUAAAACACAAAGUGGCAAUAAAAGCUAAAUAAAGAGUUAAUAAAAUUAAAUUUAAACUUUAGAUUAACAAUAAAUAGAGUUGGUUAAAAAAUUAUAAAAGAGACUAGUUAGAAUAAAAAUUAUGCCAGGCUGAAAAAAUUGGAGUUAAGGAACUGUUCUUCAUCAAAAAAAGCUUCAGAUAGUAGGAGGCAUUUAAUAGCUUUGCUAAAUUGUUCAACAUCUAGAGAUUUUAUUUGAUUUGGCAAUACACGAAUCCAACGACACCUCAUAUGUGAAAAUCUAUCAAGCCGUUUGAGCUGUAGCCUAUGAAAUAGGAAUAACAAGGUAGAAAUCUUUUAUUAAAAUCAACCAUUUGUCCAGCCGUUUGGCCUGUAGAAAAUAUGUACGUUAUCCGUAUCAACCCAAAUGAGAAUCGCUCUCAACGUGACGUCAUGCGCGCCAGCGGACGAAAAUCGAACAGCGGAGCAUCCGGCUCUGACGUGUACAUCUUUCAUCAUCUAUAAUAUAGCAGCGGAGGCCGACUGCUACACACAUGCACACGAAGGUCUGAAAUAUUUCUCCAUCAAGUGAGGAUAAAUGUAAGAUAUUUAUGAUGCGUGAAAUAUGUAUAUCAGGUGCGUAGAACUACCGGGGCUGGAGAAGUAUAAUUAUACCAACGUCAAAACAAUGAAGUAUACCCCAACCCCCAAUUUUUACCCCUAAAUUUUGUUUCAAAAAACAUCAGGAUCUCUGCAACGUCAAAACUGAGCUCCUCCGUCAUUAGAUCGAUUUUAAAAAACUAAAGAUUGUUCGUCCUUGGUAUAGUAGUAACCAUGUAUGCAAAAUAUCAAAAUCCGACACGAACUUCACACUACUCCAAGUUAUAGCGGGGUCAAGGAUUAGUGGACGGACAGAUAGACUGACCGACGAAAUGAGUGGUAUGCUUUUUGGUGAUGUAGGUGUCAUAUAACGUCAAAAAACAUAAUAGCUGAUUUUCGAUUUUGUUCGCGGUUACAAUACUUCCUCGCCAGCGGCGUAGGAAGUAGAAAAAGUUAGGAUGGCACGUUAGAAUCAUUGAACAUAUAAUUGAAAGUUUAACCUUCUGUAGGUGCCAGGAACAGUAUUUGUAUGAUAAGUAUUAUUUAUGUUUUCUAAUAUUGUAUUGGCUGAAUUUUGUAAAAUAUAUGUUGCAAAAUGUACAUAUUUAGGUUACAAAAAUAUAUUAUAACACAUUAUUACUCAUACGUUAUUUGAGUCAUUUUGCUGCCAAUAUGCCC
Molecule: messenger RNA, 4334 nt
Organism: Acanthoscelides obtectus
Lineage: Eukaryota; Metazoa; Arthropoda; Insecta; Coleoptera; Chrysomelidae
Source: the annotation of a GenBank genome assembly